UAUAUAGUGUAAUAUAGGUAGUAGCAUUGCUAAAUUUGGACAUAGACUGAGAAUUGAGAAGAGAUAUCACAGAAGAAGAUGGGAAGAAUUUCAAGGACUGCAAGUUAUGCAAUUGCCUCUUCAAUACAAGAAAACCAACAACCUUGCAUUACCUGCACCACUUUUAACAUUCUUGCACCAAUAUACAAGCGCCUCAACCAAGAGCAGGACCAGAGUUGCCGUGAAAGCGACUACAAAGCGUGUUGGUUGGCCAGGAAUCAAAGGAUAUUGAAUUGGUUGCUGUAUGAGAGAUCUUCCAUUAUCUGUCUUCAGGAAUUUUGGAUUGGAAAUGAAGAGCUUGUUAAUUUGUAUGACAAGAGACUUGGUGAUGCUGGCUAUGUUAAUUUCAAGCUUGAACGGACCAACAAUCGUGGUGAUGGUCUUCUGAUAGCAGUGCAAAAGGAAUAUUUCACAGUUGUAAACUAUAAGGAGUUGCACUUCAACGAUUGUGGUGAUAGAGUAGCUCAAUUGUUGCAUGUUGAGUUAGCUUUUCCAUUUUCACACCAAAACAGUGAUAUUACGCAGGAGAUUCUCAUUGUCAACACUCACCUACUGUUUCCUCAUGAUACGAGUCUUAGCCUUGUACGCUUGCAUCAAGUCUACAAGAUUCUUCAAUAUGUGGAAUCUUAUCAGAAAGAGAAGCAACUUAAGCCUUUACCAAUUAUGCUAUGCGGUGAUUGGAAUGGAAGCAAAAGGGGACAUGUUUACAAGUUCCUGAGGUCACAGGGGUUUGUAUCAUCAUAUGAUGCUGCGCAUCAUUACACUGAUGCUGAUGCACACAAGUGGGUUAGCCACCGCAAUCAUCGGGGAAAUAUAUGUGCUGUUGAUUUUAUAUGGCUUCUUAAUCCUGACAAAUAUCAAAAACUACUUAAAACAAGUUGGAGUGAAGCAGUGUUUGGCAUGUUCAAGUAUCUAUUGAGAAAAACAUCACAGACAGAGAGAGAUGCAUUUGCUUUUCUAAAGGUUGACAAAGAAGAUUGUAUUACCUAUUCUGGAUUCUGUGAAGCACUUAGACAACUCAAUUUAAUUGGUCAUUGCCAUGGGUUAAGUGUUGAAAAGACAAAGGACUUGUGGGUUCAGGCAGAUAUAAAUGGAAAUGGUGCCAUUGAUUAUAAAGAAUUUCUGCAGCAAAUUUGGAAUCUAGAAGAAUCAGAUCAAAGAGAUGACAUGAAGAACAUGCAACAUGAUGAGGGGCGAAAUGAUAGUGAGGAAGAGCAAACAAUUGGGUUUAGUGUGAAAAAUGCAGUUCUUUUCCCUCAGGAGGUGGAAAAAGGUAGAUGGCCUGAAGACUACUCCCUAUCUGAUCAUGCAAGACUCAUUGUGAUGUUCUCACCUAUAAGAAUUGUUAGACUUUGAGAAUUUUCUUGAUGUUUUGAAUACAAAAUCUGUUGUACUGUGCUUGUUUUGACAACAAUCUGUUUUAGGUGAAAAGUAGGUGAUUUGGAGUAUUUUUUGGUAAAUACACAGUAGGUAAAAGUGGGUAGUACAACUAAGUCAACAAUGUAUGCAUUUUUUGAAUACUAAGCUUGUAACAUCAGAAGUUGUUGUAUUGUAUCUUGUAUAUAUAAAGAAAAACGUGAAUGAAAAACUGAUUGCCCACUAAGAA
Molecule: messenger RNA, 1645 nt
Organism: Cajanus cajan (pigeon pea)
Lineage: Eukaryota; Viridiplantae; Streptophyta; Magnoliopsida; Fabales; Fabaceae
Product: putative calcium-binding protein At1g02270
Molecular function (GO): calcium ion binding; 3'-5'-RNA exonuclease activity
Source: RefSeq, a predicted model, not a curated record